AUGGAAGUAGCCUCUCAAAACAACGAUCAUUUAGGGAAACGGUGGAAUCAUUUGCGAAAGAUUCUGGAGAGGUCUGGCCCUUUUUGCCACCCAAAUUUUGCGGCUUCAUCGGAAACGUUGGAAUUUCUACUCAAUACUUGCAAAAUUUUAGUGAUCGGUGCCGGAGGAUUGGGAUGUGAAUUAUUGAAGGAUUUGGCCCUAAUGGGAUUUCGCGACAUUCACGUAAUCGAUAUGGACACAAUCGAGCUCUCUAAUCUCAAUCGUCAGUUUCUGUUUCGUCGAACGGAUAUCGGCAAAUCGAAGGCGCAAUGUGCCGCAACGUUCAUUAGUGAACGCGUGCCAGGAUGUGUCGUAACGCCGCAUUUUUGCAAAAUUCAAGACUUUGAUUCCUCGUUCUAUCGCCAGUUUCAUAUCAUAGUGAGUGGACUGGAUUCAAUUGUUGCUCGCCGGUGGAUUAACGGGAUGCUUAUAUCGAUGUUGGAGUAUGAAGAAGAUGGCUCGGUUGACGAAACUUCCAUAAUUCCCCUUAUCGAUGGAGGAACAGAAGGAUUCAAAGGCAACGCUCGUGUGAUUUUACCUGGAAUGACGGCAUGCAUCGACUGCACGUUAGACUUAUUUCCUCCUCAGAUUAAUUAUCCGUUAUGCACCAUUGCGAAUACUCCUAGACUGCCAGAACAUUGCAUUGAGUAUGUGAAAAUUAUUCAAUGGCCUAAGGAGACUCCAUUUGGAACUGAUGUGACACUGGAUGGCGAUGAUCCUCAGCACGUCUCAUGGGUGUACGAGAAGGCACAGGAGCGGGCAAACACGUUCAAUAUAACUGGACUGUCGUAUCGUUUGGUGCAAGGGGUAUUAAAGAACAUCAUACCGGCGGUUGCUAGCACGAAUGCGGUGAUUGCGGCUGCAUGUGCAACGGAGGUAUUCAAGAUUGCUUCCAGCUGCUGUGAACCAUUGGUCAAUUACAUGGUAUUUAAUGACGUUGAUGGAAUAUACACGUAUACCUACGAGGCAGAAAAGCGAGACGAUUGUCUGGCUUGUAGUCAGGUGCCACGACUUGUGGAAGUAGCGGAUCCGAAUGGCAUGACAUUACAGGAUCUUAUUACACAUCUUUGCGAAAGUCCUGAGUUUCAAAUGAAAAGUCCAGGAUUAACAGCAGUUUUGGAUGGUAAAAAUAAAACGCUCUACAUGGGAACGAUCAAGAGCAUUGAAGAAGCCACGAAAGGGAAUCUCACGUUGUCGCUCAAUGAGCUUGGAUUGAAGGAUAACCAACAGAUCAUGGUAGCAGACAUUACAACACCGAAUACAAUCCUUAUUAAACUAAAGUUUCAACCAAAUGAGGUAGAAAUGAAAUAGGUCUUAUUAAUCUACAAUUUCUG
Molecule: messenger RNA, 1373 nt
Organism: Anopheles nili
Lineage: Eukaryota; Metazoa; Arthropoda; Insecta; Diptera; Culicidae
Gene: Uba3
Product: nedd8-activating enzyme E1 catalytic subunit
Exons: 2
Coding region: 1-1350 (449 amino acids)
Biological process (GO): protein neddylation
Cellular component (GO): cytoplasm; nucleus
Molecular function (GO): NEDD8 activating enzyme activity
Source: RefSeq, a predicted model, not a curated record